Molecule: messenger RNA, 842 nt
Organism: Vespa crabro (European hornet)
Lineage: Eukaryota; Metazoa; Arthropoda; Insecta; Hymenoptera; Vespidae
Product: histone-lysine N-methyltransferase SETMAR-like
Exons: 3
Source: RefSeq, a predicted model, not a curated record
AACAUCAUGCGACAUAGUAUUAGGAUAUCUCAUAAGUUCUUUCCGCGCCACGCUAUGUAUGACCUCGAGCCGACUAUGUUAGUAAACAUGUAGAUUUAACUAUUGUCCGUUUAUGGGAUCAAUUUCAAUCCAUAACCAUUAUUAUAACCCUAUCAAAGUACGUUUCGUUGGUGACAAAGUCUCUUUUACAAUCAUUUUCUACGCCGUUCAAUAUGGAUAGCCAAAAGAAUCAUUUGCGGCAUGUUAUGCUUCAUUGCUUUGAAAAAGGUAGUAAUGCAAAGAACACUGCAGAUGAGAUUUGCACCAUUUAUGGGAGAGGUACUACGACUAUUAGAAACGUCCACAAUUGGUUUACGAAAUUUACAGCUGGCAAUUUUUAUUUGAAAGAUGAAGACCGCAGCGGCCGCCCAGCAACAACGGAUACGGAUCUCAUCAAGAUUAUGCUCUCUGAAAAUCCACGAUAUAGUGUGCGCGAGAUAGUGAAUACCAUUAACAUUCCCAGGACAAUGGUGCAUAAUCAAGUAAUCAAAAUGGGAUAUGUGAAUCGGUAUGAAGUUUGAGUCCUAUGCCAAUAGACGGAGACCGACCUUAUGAACCGCGUCUCUACGUGCGAUUUGCUUUUUCAGCAACAUGAAAAAAAUUCUUUUUUAAAGAAACUAGUUACUGGAAACGAAAAUAUGGGUGACGUAGCGAUGAACGUGUUAAGGGAAAUUAUACCAUAUUAUAGCCGCUGCCAAAUUUUUUUAUGCACGAUGGUGUAUCACCGCAUUUUAUUAGAUCAAGAAUUUGUAGAAAUGAUACUUGAGUAUGGAGAAUUGAUAACGUCUGAAAUGGCAAUUUGA